Messenger RNA from Komagataella phaffii GS115, 255 nucleotides. RefSeq lists its product as uncharacterized. NCBI's taxonomy places the organism in Eukaryota, Fungi, Ascomycota, Pichiomycetes, Pichiales, Pichiaceae. The coding region runs from base 1 to 255 and encodes 84 amino acids. The transcript is spliced from 3 exons. The record is from RefSeq and is a predicted model, not a curated record.
AUGAAGCCAGUAGUCACGCCCGCAAAAGCCUGGUUUUGUACCGUUAUAUCAGCAUUUGGAGUUGUCAUACUGGGGGUUAUUGGAACACUUUUCAAACACAAUCAUGAGACUGUCAUGGGAUCCAUAAAUGAUCCUGAAGAUGGUGCAGCUGUUGCCAAAACUGUUUACGGAGCAGCAUUGUUGUAUUUAGCAUUCUUUGUGUUUUGCGGAGCCCAAUUGUUCUUUAUAAGCAGACAACCAUCAAUUCAAUUAUAG